AUGUCACCACGGACUGCCAAGCAGCCGCCAGGCAACAAUUCGCUACAACCAAAAGCUGGCCCUGGGCACAAGCGCGAGGUCGGGAACACCUCGCCAGCCUUCGAGCAGGUGCUUGCGGCCUGCAUCGCGAUCGCCUGCAUCACGAUCACCUGCAUUUUCGCCGCCGCCCUUGCCCGGCGCGCUGCGCCAAAGCCAGUGUGUCUUGGGAGCAAGACGCGGGCUGCAGUGUGGCAUCAAUCAGGGAGUCAGGUCGAGCGCAAGAGCGAGCGCAAGGGCUUACUAAGAAGGGCGACAAGUGAGCAAGGGCAUGCAUCCUCAUGA
Molecule: messenger RNA, 321 nt
Organism: Symbiodinium natans
Lineage: Eukaryota; Dinophyceae; Suessiales; Symbiodiniaceae
Source: the annotation of a GenBank genome assembly